UACGAACACAGCAGCGCGUUUGUUUUCCGUCGGAGCAAAUAUCCCGUCGCACCGUGAGAGGAUCGUGACGUGGUGAUUGGUCACUUCACUGCAGAGUGAGAACUAGUUGAGUUUAACGUUAAAUACCUCGUUAUUAGGUCGCCGGACGGCUUCUAGACACAUUUACUAGUUGUAGUUUGAGUGGAAUAAGAAGUUUAUCCGGUUGUUUUUAACUGGAAUCAAACAGUUUGUUAGAUCAUCGGGGCUGUGUGAUCGUAUCUGCUGUGACUGACUGACUGACUGACUGACUGACUGACAGACACGGCGGCAGCAUGAAGCUCUACAGCCUCAGCAUCCACCAUAAAGGAGCCACCAAAGCAAACCUCCUCAAGUCGGCAUUUGACCUCUCCUCUUUCGGCUUCUUUCAGCGCUCCAGUGUUCAGGAGUUCAUGACCUUCACCAGUGCCUUGAUUGUUGAACGGACAUCACUAGGAAGUCGUGCCUCUGUCAAAGAACAAGAGUACCUGUGCCAUGUGUACGUAAGAAACGACAACCUGAGCGCUGUGGCCAUCGCAGAUACUGAAUACCCACAGAGAGUCUGUUUCUCAUUGCUAGACAAGGUAUUAGAGGAGUUCUCCAGGCAAGUGGACAGUAUAGACUGGCCCUCCGGUAAUCCUGAAACCAUAAACUACAAAGCCCUGGAUAUUCACCUCUCUAAAUACCAGAACCCCAAGGAAGCAGAUGCAAUGACCAAAGUGCAGGCAGAGCUGGAUGAGACAAAGAUCAUUUUGCACAACACCAUGGAGAGUCUGCUGGAGAGAGGAGAGAAACUGGAUGAUCUUGUGGCAAAAUCGGAGCACCUGGGAAACCAGUCCAAAGCCUUCUACAAGACUGCACGGAAACAGAACUCAUGCUGUGAAGUCAUGUGAUGCCGCUGCCUCGUCCUCGCGGACACGCCUCUCUCUGCCUUUCUGCUUUUCCUGCAACUCCCAUCACGCACCAGCCACCAGCUCUCAACACAAUGGACAGAACGGACGCCGUCUGAUCCGGGAUGGGGCGCCGGGACGAGAGUGCGAAAGGGGUUGAAGGCGGCGGCGGCGGCCUCGUGUCUGGAUCGUGACUGAUGGGGGCUGAAGGAGUGAUGGGGUUUGGUCGGGGGAAGAAGUAACAUUUGAAUUAUUUUUAACCUUUCAAAGGGUGAACAUCUGUGUGGUGUUUCAAUACCAGCUGCGGACAUAAUAGUGUGACGUUGUGUAUAUCGGUGAUGUGUUGUUGAAACGUCUUCAAUGUUAUUCUGAUUGAGUCAAACCUUGAAUAGUUUGAUCUCAGCUCUUAAAAUUCUUAAAGAGUAUUAACCACGGUUGUGCUUCUGCUUCAAGGCAACUCUGACAAUCUCACAGUCUUAUCUUGUGAUUUCAUAAAACGCGUCACCGUUCAAUUCUUCAAAGUCCAAAGUGUUUUUCUUGCAGGCAUAAUGUUUGUUGCCCACCGGGUGGCCCUGUUUAUUGACUUUUAUUGCUCCAAUGAGCCUCAAUCUAAAAAAACAAAACAACUCUAAUGUGAGCCAAGACGGCGAACAGCUGCUUGGACGUGUGAUAUCAAAAUCUCACCGAAUCUUACAAUGAUUUUUGAAACAUUUUGGAUUAAGUUACAUGAUUAUUUUCUGUCUCGUAGUGUUUAAAUGAAACCUUAAACAUUCCCACUGUGGGUGAGUGUGAGUGAUCUUAAAGCUGAUGAGAAUAGAUGUGAAAUGUAGAGAGACGUUUCUUCAUAGACGCAGCCUUAUUGCAGUGUGACUAACACGUAACACCCCCCCCCUGUCCAUGAGGAGGACGGGACUCAAGCUAUUAUUCUUUUACCUUAUGUAUUGUAGCCAUGCUUUUCACUCUGGUAGCCAAAACACAUAACACUUCAGCAGGUUUUUAGUUGUCUGUACCUCUCAAACCUGGAAUCACUGACCUUUUACCAUCAUUUAUUGUGACUGACGGGAUUCUGGGAAGCCUCUGGGUGCUGCAACGCUCUCUGGCUUCUACUGUAAUGGGUUUGAAAAGAGGACAGACAUAAAUUGAGUGAUUUCACAUCCCACUCUUGUUUUAAGACACUCCACAGCUGACUAUUUUUCUUUUUUUUUCGGUCAGCACAGUUUGCUUUGUAUGUAGAAAAGUCUUUCUUCAGGAGCUGCUGAUCAGUUUAAGAUAAAGAGAUGCCUUUGGUCGUGUAUUUUAGAUGUUUCUCUGCUCUCGUAUGUGUGUAUGAUUUUGCUGAACAUCUGCAGGCUGCAUUGAUGUUGAGUGACUGUGUGUGAGGACUGUUGUGUGUGUGUGCGAUCUGAAAUGCUCUUUCUGCUUUUACAGUGUAAACUUUUUGUGCAAUAUCUCUGCAGACUGUUGGUGAUGUAUGUCUCUCUUUUAACGUGGAGAGAAUAAAUGGAAUUAUUUCUCAUAAAGGAAAGUAAAAUUGACCUUUGUUAUAUGCUAUUCUUAUGACUAAUUCCCACGUGACGCGUAUCCAGGGUUGUUUCUGAGCAUUUCUUCUAUUCAAAAUUUCCAAUUAAUGUGCUAAAUUUGAACAUCUGUGUGUUUAAACAGUCUGCAUUAAAACGUUUUGAUCCAGAUGUGGUCUGCAAACUUAAAACAAAGACUUCAGAUAAUAAACUGUUCUUUUCUGUCUGUAUUAA
This is a messenger RNA of Sebastes umbrosus (honeycomb rockfish), 2656 nucleotides long. RefSeq names its product YKT6 v-SNARE homolog (S. cerevisiae) (gene ykt6). The record is from RefSeq and is a predicted model, not a curated record. The transcript has 8 exons. Gene Ontology annotation, biological process: endoplasmic reticulum to Golgi vesicle-mediated transport. Gene Ontology annotation, molecular function: SNAP receptor activity. Gene Ontology annotation, cellular component: Golgi apparatus. Bases 312 to 908 code for a protein of 198 amino acids. NCBI's taxonomy places the organism in Eukaryota, Metazoa, Chordata, Actinopteri, Perciformes, Sebastidae.